Eurypyga helias (sunbittern) is the source of this 1026-nucleotide messenger RNA. RefSeq names its product DEK proto-oncogene (gene DEK). Gene Ontology annotation, biological process: regulation of double-strand break repair; chromatin organization. Gene Ontology annotation, cellular component: nucleus. Lineage: Eukaryota; Metazoa; Chordata; Aves; Eurypygiformes; Eurypygidae. The record is from RefSeq and is a predicted model, not a curated record. The transcript has 9 exons. The annotation marks the transcript as partial. Gene Ontology annotation, molecular function: histone binding; DNA binding.
UUAACUGUUUCAGGAAAAGGACAAAAACUCUGUGAAAUUGAAAGGAUACAAUUCUUUCUGAGUAAAAAGAAGACGGAUGAACUUAGGAACCUGCACAAACUCCUCUACAACAGGCCAGGCACUGUUGCUUCCCUAAAGAAGAAUGUGGGUCAGUUCAGUGGGUUCCCAUUUGAGAAAGGAAGUGACCAAUACAAGAAGAAGGAAGAAAUGUUAAAAAAAUUUAGAAAUGCAAUGUUGAAAAGUAUCUGUGAAGUUCUUGACUUGGAAAGAUCAGGAGUUAACAGUGAGCUGGUAACCAGAAUCUUAAACUUCUUAAUGCACCCAAAAUCUUCAGGCAAGCCAUUGCCAAAGUCCAAAAAACCACCAAGCAAAGGUGGCAAAAAAGAACGCAGUAGUACUGGAACAACAAGGAAAGCAAAACGCACCAAGUGCCCAGAGAUCUUGUCAGAUGAAUCCAGUAGUGAAGAAGAUGAAAAGAAGGAAAAGGAUGAUUCUUCUGAAGAAAAAGAAAGUGAAGAUGAGCCUCCUAGAAAAACAUCUAAAAGAGAAAAAUCUAAAAAGAUGACUUCCAAAACCAAGAAAGCUGUGAAGGGUGCGAAUGUCAAGAAGGCAGAUAGCAGCACUACUAAAAAAAAUCAGAACAGUUCUAGAAAAGAAAGUGAGUCUGAGAAUAGUUCAGAUGACGAACCUUUAAUUAAAAAGCUGAAGAAACCACCCACAGAUGAAGAACUUAAGGAAACCGUCAAGAAAUUGCUGGCCAAUGCAAACUUGGAGGAGGUCACAAUGAAACAAAUUUGCAAGGAGGUAUAUGAAAACUAUCCUAGUUAUGAUUUAUCUGACAGGAAAGACUUCAUUAAAGAAACAGUCAAAGAGUGUCUUGACCUGAUGGCCUCACAUCUCAGAAGUUUCUGUUCUCCAUACAUCGCGUUGCAAACAUGGGGAGUCAGUCGUACGCUUAAAAUCAUGGAACUAUUGGUUGCCAAAGUGUGGGCUGCCAUUAAUGCCAUGAGCACGGUAUCCCUCUGA